CUUUAUUCAGAUCUACAUUACCGGCAUGGACGUUGUGACAAGCAAAUUAAUGAUGUUGGUGAAUUUAUAAUCAGAGUUUCAAAACAUGGCCGAUUCUGCAGGAAAUUGGUGUCUUAUCGAAAGUGAUCCUGGUGUUUUUACGGAAUUAAUUAAAGAGUUUGGCGUUAAGGGAGCUGAAGUCGAAGAAUUAUGGAGUUUGGACGACGAGCAGUUUGAGAAUUUAAAACCAGUUCAUGGUUUGAUAUUUCUAUUUAAAUGGGUACAAGACGAUGAACCAUCAGGAAGUAUCGUGCAAGAUAGUAGAUUAGAUAAGAUUUUUUUUGCAAAACAGGUUAUAAAUAAUGCUUGCGCAACACAGGCAAUACUGAGUGUACUGUUAAAUUGUAAACACUCGGAUAUAUCAUUGGGUCCUAAUUUGGAAGAGUUUAAAAACUUUUGUCAGAGUUUUGAUGCAAAUAUGCGUGGUCUUGCUUUAAGUAAUUCCGAUGUUAUCAGAGAAGUUCACAAUUCCUUUUCUAGACAAACUUUAUUCGAGUACGAUACUAAGCAAGCAUCCAAAGACGACGACGUAUUCCACUUUGUGAGUUAUGUGCCAAUCGAUGGUAGAUUAUAUGAACUUGAUGGAUUAAAGGAUGGACCUAUGGAUUUAGGACCGUGUCCGGUUGGCGAUCAGUGGGUUCAAGCAGCCAAACCUAUCAUUCAGAAAUGUAUAAAUAAGUAUAACGAGGGAGAAAUACAUUUCAAUUUGAUGGCUAUAGUAACUGACAGAAAGACUCUUUAUGAACGUCAAAAAACAAAUGUUUGUGAUCCUGCAGAAUUAGAACGUUUACAGGCAUUGAUCGAAGAAGAAAUAAGAAAAUCAAAACGAUAUCAAAUAGAAAAUAUACGAAGAAAACACAACUACCUUCCUCUUAUCAUGGAAUUACUUAAAAUACUUGCCAAAGAAGGAAAACUUAUUCCUCUUUAUCAAAGGGCAAAGGAAAAGGCGCUUGAGAAAGAAUCUAAAAAAAGCAAGACAUAAAGUAUUAUUAUAUUUCAAUAUGAGCUUGUGUAAAAAAAAAAGAAAAGAAAGGAAAAAAAAAAAAAAGAAAAAAAAAAAAAAAGAAAAGAAAGA
Molecule: messenger RNA, 1114 nt
Organism: Vespa mandarinia (Asian giant hornet)
Lineage: Eukaryota; Metazoa; Arthropoda; Insecta; Hymenoptera; Vespidae
Gene: Uch-L5
Product: ubiquitin carboxy-terminal hydrolase L5
Biological process (GO): ubiquitin-dependent protein catabolic process; protein deubiquitination
Cellular component (GO): cytoplasm
Molecular function (GO): cysteine-type deubiquitinase activity
Source: RefSeq, a predicted model, not a curated record